Molecule: messenger RNA, 1152 nt
Organism: Brassicogethes aeneus
Lineage: Eukaryota; Metazoa; Arthropoda; Insecta; Coleoptera; Nitidulidae
Source: the annotation of a GenBank genome assembly
AUGGAACCAUACAAUCAGGGGAGAGGGUUUUUUCGAAGCAGACCGAAUAGGGAGUACAGAGGCAGAGGAAAUAGAGACAGGGGGCAGUUUAGGCCAUAUAAUAAGAACUUAAGAGGAAGAAGGCCGUUUCAAAGAAAUCUAUCUGAAAGGUAUCCUGUCAGUUCUGUCGAAUUUGACGAUACAGGUGCUAGAUUGGGGAAUAACAGACGCGCGAGGAGCUUCCAGGAUAACAUAAGAAAUGAUAGAAAGCAUUCAGAGCCUGUAGACCCCAUAGCAUUAAAAAUUAACUCGUUCAUCGACGAGGUACAGGCUCAGCAAAGUCAAAUAGGAAAAAAAGUAAUAUUUAUGGGGAGAGAGUCUUCUCAUCCUUUAGUUCUUCUGCAAAUUGCAGUGGACAAAGCCAAAGUUAAAAUGGAGUUCAAACAAGGAGAAAAUGAGGUUCAUUCUGUUUUAAUGGAUGGAGAAGUGUUAGCACAGGGUAGUUAUACUAAUAAACAAGUUGCUAAGGGGGCGCUAGCAGAAGAAGCAGUUAAUAAGUUAAAAGAGGAAUGUUUUUUCAUUGUUAAGAAGGAAGGCUAUGAAGAAAUCUCUACGGUGAACCUGCAAAAAAAAUCGGAAGAAUUCGCUGAAGUGGGUGAAUCUUCUGCAGCCCCAGUUAUCAGUGAUAAAGCCCACGAGAUGAUGUUGAAAAUGGGGUGGAAAGGUCAAGGUUUGGGGGUGAACGAGCAAGGCGAUGCCGAAACUGUAGCGGAGAAGAUCCAAAAUAUUUCCAGGGACGGCCUAGGUGGCCCCACCGGCAAUAUUUUAUGGGAGGUGCAGAAAAUUUUGAGCAAGUUUGCCAAUUCCGACAGGCUCUCAGUUCUAGCAUUCGAUCCUACGUUUACUAAGGAAGAAAGGGCGCACAUUCACAAGCUGGCCCAGAAGUUUAACUUGAAGAGCCGAAGUGAGAGUAAGGGGGAGGCGAGGAGGAUCACAAUAUCCAAGAAGAUCUGUUUGUUGCCGUUGGUGAAAAAUUUGCUGAGAGAAGGUGGCGAAAGUCCAGCUUACAAGUUGAUUGUCCCGGAAAAGUUUAAACACCUUUGGACUGAAGAACCGACAAGUUCCAUGAACGCUUUCAGGACUGAAUUCGAUUCCGAUUCUGAUUCUGAUUAA